Amborella trichopoda is the source of this 855-nucleotide messenger RNA. RefSeq names its product photosystem II BY (gene PSBY). The record is from RefSeq and is a predicted model, not a curated record. Gene Ontology annotation, cellular component: photosystem II; chloroplast thylakoid; membrane. Gene Ontology annotation, biological process: photosynthesis; cell redox homeostasis. NCBI's taxonomy places the organism in Eukaryota, Viridiplantae, Streptophyta, Magnoliopsida, Amborellales, Amborellaceae. Gene Ontology annotation, molecular function: manganese ion binding.
CGCUCGACAGUCUACAACCACUCAACCAAAACCCAUUUCCAUUACAACCAACAACAAGAACCAGCUUUGUACAGAGAAGAAGAACAGUGCUUUUCAAUGGCGACCAUAACCAUGGCAAUGCUCAACCCAAACUGUCUAACCCUAAAAACACCCCAAACCACCACCAAGCCCACUCUCCCAACCAAGCCCUCUCUCUCUCUACAAACCCUACCAAAGCCUCUCUCUCUAAACAACCUGACCAGCCUUCAAGCUUCACUUGGUGCAACAAUGGCUGGUGCUCUCUUCUCCACCAUCAGUUGCUGUGAUUCCGCCAUGGCUGCCCAGCAAAUCGCAGACUUAGCCGAAUCCGAUAACCGAGGGCUAGCCCUUCUUAUUCCCCUUAUUCCAGCCAUUGCAUGGGUCCUAUUUAACAUUUUACGACCAGCUCUUAACCAAAUCGACAGAAUGAGAAGCUCAAAGGGUGUAAUUGUUGGGCUUGGUUUGGGGGCUGGGGUUUAUGGGCUCCUGGGUGAAUCAAGUGCCAAAGCUAGUGAGAUUGCUCAAAUUGCAGAUGCUUCGAGUGAUAACAGGGGACAACUUCUCUUGUUUGUUAUCACUCCUGCUGUUUUGUGGGUGCUAUAUAACAUUCUUCAACCAGCACUCAACCAGAUCAAUCGCAUGAGAUCAGAGUGAAGUUGACCUGAGCCUCUCUCCCUCUCUCUCUCUCUCUCUCAAAUGUAAGAGUUUGUAAGUGCUAAAGUAGAAUCUUAUUUUUUUUGAUAAUAUAAAGUAGGAGUUUGUUUAUGAGAUUACGACUUGGAAAGAGUCUAUGUACACAUUAUUUUGCAAAUGUAAGGAUAAUUAUGGUUUUAGUUU